CGGAAAUUGUUUAUGUCGGUAGCGGUUGAACGUGGGUUUUAGCGGCGAUUCGAGCAACAUUUCUACCGAUUUACUUUGAAUUUUAACGUUAUAUCGAGUGUUUUACGUUUGUCGUAGCUGGUCGCGAUGGGGAAAGCAGAUUUUCUCUCUCCCAAGGCGAUAAGCAACCGGAUAAAAUCCAAGGGUCUCCAGAAGUUGCGGUGGUAUUGUCAGAUGUGUCAGAAACAAUGUCGAGAUGAGAAUGGCUUCAAAUGCCACUGCAUGUCUGAGUCCCACCAGAGGCAGCUGCUGCUGGCCUCAGAGGACCCCACAAAGUUCAUGGACUACUUCUCAGAUGAGUUCAAGAGCGACUUCGUGGAGCUGCUCAGAAGACGCUUUGGGACCAAGAGAGUGCAUAACAACAUUGUCUACAACGAGUACAUCAGUGACCGGGAGCACGUACACAUGAACUCCACACAGUGGGAGACUCUCACUGACUUCACCAAGUGGCUGGGCAGAGAAGGCCUGUGUAAAGUUGACGAGACCCCUAAAGGCUGGUACGUCCAGUACAUUGAUCGCGACCCGGAGACCAUCCGCCGCCAAGAGGAGCAGGCGAGGAAGAAGAAGCAGGAGCUGGACGAUGAAGAGAGGAGCGCCAGGUUCAUCGAGGAGCAGGUCCGCAGAGGCCGGGACAGCAAGGAGACAGACGAAACUCCAGUUUAUACAGAGCUGAAACGUGAGAAUGAAGAAGAGAAAGUUGCUUUCAACAUGGGCGCCUCUUCAUCUGUAGCCGGUCCUUCCAAAUCAAGCUCUGUCCUUGGUGCCAGUGCUCUCAAAACAGCAGCAGCAUCCUCGACCAAGAGGAAAGACACGUCCUCCGGUUCAGACUCCAGAGCGGAGAAGAAGAAGAAAUCUGCUCUGGAGGAGAUCAUAGAGAUGGAGGAGAAGAAGAAGAAGAAGCAGCAGUCGGUCAGGACGGAUUACUGGCUGCAGCCCAACAUCGUGGUCAAAGUCGUCACCAAGAGACUGGGAGAGAAGUACCACAAGAAGAAGGCUGUCGUCACGGAGGUGCGAGAAAAUUACACAGCGGUGGUGAGGAUGAUCGACUCCGGAGACAAACUGAAGCUGGACCAGAACCACGUGGAGACCGUCAUACCUGCACCAGGUAAAAAGGUUUUGAUCGUGAACGGUCCGUACAGAGACACCGAGGCUCUGCUGGAGGGGAUCGAUGAAAAACAUUUCUGCGCCACACUCACCCUCGACUCCGGUCAACACAAAGGAAAGAGGGUGGACGUCGCCUACGAGGAUUUCUCUAAACUGGCCUGAACCAGCAGCCCCUCCAGCUCUAACCUCAGGCAGCCGUUUUUGGCUGAGGGACUCUACUGUGUCAGAGUUACUUUCCCCAUGAUUCACAUGUACAUAUACAUAUCCCACAAUGCAUUUCCAGUGAAGCGUUACAGAAAAAACAUAGAGCAAUAUGUUCAAUUUGUUUUUUUUUUAAAUUUUGUAUUAAUAAUCAAGUUGAUCUUAACAUUGCAGAUGUAAAUUUUGUCCAAAUAAACAAAAGUGACUUCA
Molecule: messenger RNA, 1554 nt
Organism: Seriola dumerili (greater amberjack)
Lineage: Eukaryota; Metazoa; Chordata; Actinopteri; Carangiformes; Carangidae
Gene: kin
Product: Kin17 DNA and RNA binding protein
Exons: 12
Coding region: 127-1305 (392 amino acids)
Biological process (GO): DNA damage response; DNA replication
Cellular component (GO): nucleus
Molecular function (GO): double-stranded DNA binding
Source: RefSeq, a predicted model, not a curated record